Pieris macdunnoughi is the source of this 1047-nucleotide messenger RNA. Lineage: Eukaryota; Metazoa; Arthropoda; Insecta; Lepidoptera; Pieridae. The record is from the annotation of a GenBank genome assembly.
AUGAAUUUGGCACAAGAAAAUAACUUUGCAAAUGGCUUGUUAUAUGUUGGAUUCAAUCAAGAUCAAGGUUGUUUUGCUUGCGGAACGGAGAAUGGUUUCAGAGUUUUUAACAGUGAUCCGCUUAAGGAAAAAGAACGGCAAAAUUUUGCCGAAGGAGGUCUCUCGUACGUGGAAAUGUUGUUCCGAUGUAACUACAUGGCUUUAGUAGGAGGAGGAAAGACACCUGUAUACCCUCCUAACAAAGUUAUAAUAUGGGAUGACCUGAAGAAGGAUUCUGCUAUCGCUCUAGAUUUUAACAGUCCUGUUAAAGCUGUGAAAUUAAGAAGAGACCGGAUAGUUGUUGUUUUGGAAAAUUUAAUAAAAGUUUAUACAUUUACUGCUCAGCCUCAACUACUUCACAUAUUUGAAACUUGUCAGAAUCUUAGAGGGCUGUGUGUUGUCUGUCCUAAUAGCAAUAAUGCUUUGUUAGCUUAUCCUAGUAGAAAAACUGGACAUGUUCAGUUGGUGGAAUUAAGCAGUCAUGCUGGUACCAGUACAGCCCCAGAAGGACACUUAAUUGUAGCACAUGAAGCUCCUCUAAGUUGUCUUGCUCUCAAUGUUGGAGGUACUCGGUUAGCUACUGCGUCAACCAAAGGAACUCUUAUAAGAGUAUUUGAUACGAACACUGGCCAAAAACUUGCAGAAUUACGAAGGGGUGCAAAUCAGGCAACAAUAUACUGUAUAAACUUCAACCAUACAAGCACAAAUCUUUGUGUGGCAUCAGACCAUGGAACAGUACAUGUCUUUAGCCUUGAUGAAGAGAAAUUAAACAAGCAUUCGAAUUUAGCAUCUGUAUACCUCCUACCAAAGUAUUUCUCAAGUAAUUGGAGUUUUUGCAAAUUCACAAUUCCAAAUGGACCACCCUGUAUUUGUGCUUUUGGAGUAGACAAAAGCUCUAUUAUUGUGAUUUGUGCCGAUGGAUCAUAUUACAAAUAUAAAUUUAAUGAAAAAGGAGAAUGCAACAGAGAUGUGUAUGCACAAUUUCUUGAGACAUCUGAAGAUAGAUAG